Alternaria viburni is the source of this 1146-nucleotide messenger RNA. RefSeq lists its product as uncharacterized. Gene Ontology annotation, molecular function: dioxygenase activity. Gene Ontology annotation, cellular component: nucleus. The transcript is spliced from 3 exons. Gene Ontology annotation, biological process: DNA repair; DNA alkylation repair. The record is from RefSeq and is a predicted model, not a curated record. Lineage: Eukaryota; Fungi; Ascomycota; Dothideomycetes; Pleosporales; Pleosporaceae. Bases 1 to 1146 code for a protein of 381 amino acids.
AUGGACGCGUUCGUGUCGCGCAAGAGGAAGUGGGAUGAGGGGCCGCCCAGGUCCGUGGCGAGUACAGGCAAGCGGCCUUCAGAGGCUAGAGACCCAGAAGAAGAGUCUACCGAUUUCAAGUUGGCCUUGUUGGCAUCUCUACAUCCUACAGUUGAUGAGGGGACUCUACUUGAAGCAUUGCUUGCUGCUGAAGGGGCCGUUGAACAAGCCUCGGAGUGUCUAUCGCGACCUCAAGUUACUUCCCCACGCAAGCGACCCGCAUCAUCGACAGUGGGCUAUCAAUCGUCACUGAGCUCGUAUCGCAUUGCUCCCGCCAACAGCACGUUGACCAAGAAGCCACUUGUGAGAAAGGGCAAGACACUAUUUCUCUAUAGCCCAGAAGACAUCGAAGUACAUACGCCUUGUUCAAUCAUACAUAACUUUCUUCCGGUAGAGCAAGCGGAUGCACUGCUGUCACAAUUACUGGACGCCUCGUCGACCUACGACAGGUACGAGUUCAAGCUGUUCGACAGAGUUGUUGUAAGCCCGCACACAUACUCCUUCUACGUCAACAGCUUAGAAGAGGCGGAAAGACAAAAGACGGAAUACAUCUACAACGGUGGCCAGAUCAAGGAUGUCCGACAAAGCCUCCCAGAAAUGCUCAACGCAUGCCCCCAAGUCGAAGACGCCGUCAACCGCGAAAUCCGCCGCAGAAUCCGCGACUUCUACCCCAACGGCAAGAAACUCAGAUACCAAUCCCCUCACCCCUGGAAAGCAAACACCGCCUUUGUAAACUGCUACGACGGACCACAAGAAAGCGUCGGAUACCACGCCGACCAACUCACCUACCUCGGUCCACGAGCCGUCAUCGGCAGUCUAAGCCUCGGCGUAGCGCGCGAAUUCCGGGUCCGCAAGACCGUCGCCGAAGACGACGAGCACCGAAAAGACGACGGUUCACGCGCGGACGCACAAGGCCAAAUCAGCAUUCAUCUUCCACACAACUCGCUCCUGGUCAUGCAUGCUGAGAUGCAAGAAGAAUGGAAACACUCGAUUGCGCCGGCCCAAGCUAUCGAUCCUCACCCACUUGCGAAGAACAAGCGUCUCAAUAUUACGUAUCGGUUCUAUAAGGAUAGCCUCCAUCCGAGUGUGGCGUUCCGACUGUGUUGA